Messenger RNA from Heterocephalus glaber (naked mole-rat), 2573 nucleotides. The record is from RefSeq and is a predicted model, not a curated record. Lineage: Eukaryota; Metazoa; Chordata; Mammalia; Rodentia; Bathyergidae.
CUCUUUCUGCCAGCCUCCUUCACUGAGCAGCGCUUUCCAGUCUUCUUUCUCUGUCCAGUCUGGCUCAGCUUGGGUCACAGCCUCUAAUCAGGGAUGCCAUGCCUGGAUUUUGGUGUCAGUGAUGGAAAACCCUGUAAAUGCUUCCUGGCUGCCCCAGCAGGAGCUGGAAGGCGCGUGGAGGAAGGACCUGAACAGCACCGAGGACUACCUGACCUACCUGUGUGGACCGAGGCGCAGCCACCUAUUCCUGCCCAUGACUGCGGUGUAUGUGCUGAUUUUUGUGGUGGGAAUUGCGGGCAAUCUCCUAGUGUGCCUGGUGAUUCUUCGGGACCAGAUGAUGAAGACACCAACCAACUACUACCUGUUUAGCCUGGCUGUCUCAGACCUCCUGCUCCUGCUCCUGGGAAUGCCCCUGGAAGUCUAUGAGAUGUGGCACAACUACCCCUUCCUCUUUGGACCUGUGGGCUGCUACUUCAAGACUGCCCUCUUCGAGACUGUGUGCUUCGCCUCCAUCCUCAGCGUCACCACCGUCAGCGUGGAGCGCUAUGUGGCCAUCCUCUACCCCUUCCGUGCCAAGCUGGAGAGCACCAAGAAGCGGGCCCUCUGGAUCCUGGCAAGUGUCUGGGGGUUCUCCAUUGUCUUCUCUCUGCCCAACACGAGCGUCCAUGGUAUCAAGCUCCACUACUUCCCCAAUGGGUCCUUGGUCCCUGGCUCUGACACCUGUACGGUCAUCAAGCCCAUGUGGAUCUACAACUUCAUCAUCCAGGUCACCUCCUUGCUCUUCUACAUCCUCCCUAUGACCCUCAUCAGUGUCCUCUACUACCUCAUGGGGCUCCGACUGAAGAAAGAUGAGUCCCUUGAGAUAGACGAAGUGACUGCAAAUAUUCAGAGACCCUCCAGAAAAUCGGUAAACAAGAUGCUGUUUGUCCUGGUCUUAGUGUUUGCCGUUUGUUGGAUGCCAUUCCACAUUGAUCGACUCUUCUUCAGCUUUGUGGAGGAGUGGACUGAACCUCUUCUCAGCAUGUCCUGUCUAAUCCCCUGUGUUCCAGGUGUAUUCUUCUACCUGAGCUCUGCUGUCAACCCUAUCAUCUAUAACCUACUGUCUCGCCGCUUCCGGGCAGCGUUCCGGAAUGUGAUCUCUCCUCCCUGCAGAAGCUGCGGCUCCCAGGACCACUCACGAGGGCCCCCUGCCCAGCGGACCAUCUUCCUCACCGAACGCCACCUGGUGGAGCUCACUGAAGAGCCAGGUCCCCAGCUUCCCUGCCAGUCAUCCGUCUGCAACUCUCCCCUGUCCACAGCCCUCUGCACGGAGCAGACCCCGUGGAAGAGGCCAUCGUCUUUCCUAGGACUAAAUUCCUCACUGCCUCCUGCCUCCUCUCUAGCUCAUGAAGCCAAUGUGCCUGGCAAGGCACAGGGCCUAUAGGGAGGGCAGUUUCCCCUCUAAGAAGAUUUGGGCUGGGUCACCUGCACUCUGAGUCAGGCUGUCACUCUGACAACCGGUGGCCACUGUGAGCCCCAGGAGGAAGACACAUCGGUGCUGGUCUGCUCUUUAUGAUUUGAGAAGUCCAUGUCAGCACUCCUCUGUAGCCAUCUAUUUGCCCUACUGGCCCAUAUAACACAGCAUGACUUCGUACAGUGUCCUGAAGCCUUUUAUCUUAAGAGCUCCCCUGAUAACAUGGAAAUGCUCCUUAGAAUUAUUGUCCCCACAACUCCAGUCUCCAUUGUUAGUAGCAGUCACUAUUCAUCAGAAACCAGAUCAGAUAUAAAUUAAACUUAGAGAAGAAAAGAGAGAGGAAGUUGAGAUGGUAAGUUGAAUGAGAUAUAAAUUACACCAAACAAACACUUGGCCAUUUUCAUAGUUAGAUCCAGACCUGGUUUUCUAACACCUUAUUUCCUAUGUGGACAGAAGAGUGGUCUGUUGUCUUGGACGAAAGACAACUGAAAUGGCAACUACUGGUCUGAAACUGCUGACUUUGCCUACCCAGUCCUUUAUCUAUCACCUAUAUAAUGUUCUGCAUGUAUAUAAUAUGAGCAAAAUCUACUUCUCAGAUUCAUCUGCCAUUAUAUCAUCCCAAGUAAGGUGUAUUCUAUUCAACUACAUCUACUUGUUCCUCUUACAAAGAUACAGUCCAUAGCUCUCCCUACCUGUAUACCUCAGCACACAGAAUGCCUUGUUUACGUCCAAUUCCCAUCUGUUUGUAUCCAACCAAUCUUGCAGUGUUCUUCUCCACGUGGUAUCUCCUCCAUUCAGACAGGCCUGGUUUAUUCCAAUAAUUAUCUUGACAAUUUUUUUCUCUUAAGCUUUCCUCCGCUUCCCUUUCUGUUUCAGUGAUUUAUAUUCUUGCUUUUCCAGAAUGUAAAUUUUUUGCAAAGGCAGGAGGAAGAUCAUGUUUAUUCAUUUGUUUGCUUAUUUGUUACUGGAACCUUGGCAUGCAUUGAUCACAGUUUGAAAAGUUCAAUAAAUAAGUGGGGAAGCAAGUUAGUGUCACAUUCCAAUGAAUAAAGUAAACAACAGUUCUGGAUAGAACCAUCUCUAGAGCCAAAAGACGAACAAUAUGUUUCCAUUAGGGAUA